Molecule: messenger RNA, 435 nt
Organism: Sinocyclocheilus grahami
Lineage: Eukaryota; Metazoa; Chordata; Actinopteri; Cypriniformes; Cyprinidae
Product: tRNA-splicing endonuclease subunit Sen34-like
Exons: 3
Coding region: 7-435 (142 amino acids)
Biological process (GO): tRNA-type intron splice site recognition and cleavage
Molecular function (GO): tRNA-intron lyase activity
Source: RefSeq, a predicted model, not a curated record
UCAAGCAUGGAAGUGAAAGAGGAUAUGGGUACCCAAAGUGAGCAUCAGACAUCAAAAGAUGCUUUGAUUGACAUCAGCUUUUGCGGAUCCACUCCUCUGUUGUGGAAGGUGUCGGGCAUGAAAAGGGGCAGAUCUGUGGGUGUGAUCGGGGCUGUGGUGGGCUCUCUGGCUCGUCAGCCUCGGCAGAACGUGCGGCUGGGCAGACCGCUGGAGCUCCUGCAGGAGGAGGCGCUGCUGCUGGAGGAGACGAGCACUUCUGCUGCUUCACUGCAACCUCAGGCUCGUGGAGAUGAGGAGAGGCAUUCGGAGGCGGUGAGACAGUAUGAGGCCGGUCUGGAGAGCAGUUCUAAGGAGCAGUGUGCUCUGGCCCUUGAGGACAAGGAGACAGUGCUGAGGAGAAUCAUGAAUGAGAAGGAGAAUGAUAACAGAAUCUAA